Manis pentadactyla (Chinese pangolin) is the source of this 7166-nucleotide messenger RNA. It is a transcript of the gene RIOK1, whose product is annotated as RIO kinase 1. The transcript is spliced from 17 exons. Gene Ontology annotation, cellular component: preribosome, small subunit precursor; cytosol. Gene Ontology annotation, biological process: maturation of SSU-rRNA. NCBI's taxonomy places the organism in Eukaryota, Metazoa, Chordata, Mammalia, Pholidota, Manidae. Bases 201 to 1907 code for a protein of 568 amino acids. The record is from RefSeq and is a predicted model, not a curated record. Gene Ontology annotation, molecular function: ATP binding; protein serine/threonine kinase activity.
GGUCAGGGCAGGCGUGGGGGCCGGCUGGGGGUCCCGCUUACUCGUAGCACGUGGUGCGUGCUUUUGGCGUAGACGCCUGUAAGCGAUUUGCAAGGGGGUCGCCUGCGGAGAGGUAGAACCCGUCUCUGUGCAGUCCCAGUCCCAGUCCCCGCACAGGGCUAGCGGCCUCCCGCGGCGCCGAGGCUCUGCGGGCUUCCGUCAUGGACUACCGGCGGCUGCUGAUGAGUAGGGUGGUCCCCGGGCAGUUUGACGACGCGGAUUCCUCCGACAGUGAAAACAUUGACUUAAAGAUUGUCAAAGAGGAAGAUGACAUUGUAUUUGAAGAUCUUCAAAAUAAUGUGAAAGAGAAGGUGAAUGAAGGUGAGAUAGAAGAGGAGGCAGAGGAGGAGGACGACGAUGACGAGGACUGGGACUGGGAUGAUGGAGUUGGGAAACUCACCAGGGGUCGUACCUGGGCUGGAGGCAGUAACCUGCAGGCAAAUCGACAGACUUCUACCUGGAAUUUAGCCAAAAUGUCUACUCCAGCAGACAAGGUCUUAAGGAAAUUUGAGAAUAAAAUUAAUCUAGAUAAGCUAAGUGUUACUGACUCUGUCAUAAAUAAAGUCAACGAAAAGUUUAGACAAAAGGAAGCAGAUAUGUAUCGCAUCAGAGAUAAGGCGGACAGAGCAACUGUAGAACAGGUGUUGGAUCCCAGAACACGAAUGAUACUAUUCAAGAUGUUGACGAGAGGAAUCAUAUCAGAGAUAAAUGGCUGCAUUAGCACAGGAAAAGAAGCUAAUGUAUACCAUGCUAGCACAGCAAAUGGAGAAAGCAGAGCAAUCAAAAUUUAUAAAACUUCUAUUUUGGUGUUCAAAGAUCGGGAUAAGUAUGUAAGUGGGGAAUUCAGAUUUCGUCAUGGCUAUUGUAAAGGAAACCCCAGAAAAAUGGUGAAAACUUGGGCAGAAAAAGAAAUGAGGAACUUAAUCAGGCUAAGCACAGCAGAAAUCCCAUGCCCAGAGCCUAUUUUGCUAAGAAGUCAUGUUCUUGUCAUGGGUUUCAUCGGUAAAGAUGACAUGCCAGCACCACUCUUGAAAAAUGUCCAGUUAUCAGAAUCCAAGGCUCGGGAAUUGUAUCUGCAGGUCAUUCAGUAUAUGAGAAGAAUGUAUCAGGAUGCAAGACUUGUCCACGCAGAUCUCAGUGAAUUUAACAUGCUGUACCAGAGUGGAAGUGUGUACGUCAUUGAUGUUUCUCAAUCUGUGGAGCAUGACCAUCCACAUGCCCUGGAGUUCUUGAGAAAAGACUGUGUCAAUGUCAACGAUUUCUUUCUGAAGCGCAGUGUUGCUGUUAUGACCGUGCGGGAGCUCUUUGACUUUAUCACAGAUCCAUCAGUCACACAUGAUAACAUGGACAUUUAUCUCUCAAAGGCCAUGGAAAUAGCAUCUCUGAGGACCCAGGAAGAAAGGUCCAGCCAAGAUCAUGUCGAUGAAGAGGUGUUCAAGCGAGCAUAUAUUCCUAGAACCUUGAAUGAAGUAAAAAAUUAUGAAAGGGAUAUGGAUGUAAUGAUGAAAUUGAAGGAAGAGGACAUGGCCAUGAAUACCCAACAAGACAAUAUUCUGUAUCAAACCGUCACGGGAUUGAAGAAAGAUUUGUCAGGAGUUCAGAAGGUCCCUGCCCUCCUAGAAAAUCAAGUUAAGGGGAAGACUUGUUCUGAUUCAGAAGAUGCUGGAAGCUCAGAGUGUUCUGACACAGACUGUGAAGAGCAGGGGGACCAUGCCCACUCCAAGAAACCCACCACUGACCUUGAUGUUGAUAAAAAGGAAAGAAAAAAGAUGGUCAAGGAAGCCCAGAGAGAGAAAAGAAAAAACAAAAUUCCUAAACAUGUGAAAAAAAGAAAGGAGAAGACAGCCAAGACGAAAAAGGGGAAAUAGAAUUAGAUGAUAUUACCCAGUAAUUCUCCAUCAGUACUUUUCUUGUCUGCAGCUAAGCUGCAUCUAGAAGAUGAGUUACUGGUUUUACCUGAAGGGUCCCUGUGGCAGUGCUCUGAAGACCGAUUCAGGCAUUUUCAUGUAAUUAUGUAAAAAUCUCUUGUCCAAAUUGAAGCACUAGCUCUGUCUUCAUUAAGAGUAUUUACUUAAGCUACUAUUUUAACAAAGAACUUUGUACAAUUUUAUUUUUACAUACUUUUUUCUCGUGCAGUGUGCUUUUUGAAGUAAAUAUUUAAAUGUAAUGAAUAUCCACAAUCUUAAUAUUAAGUGUAAAGGCACCUCAGACAAACUUGGACAAAUUGUUUCCACUUCAUUUGUAUGUGCCAAAGACCCAUCUGCACAUUUGAUUACAAGGCCAUGGGGGCCUCCCAGCUCAUAAGCUAUUUCACAUCCAACUAUUUGGUCUGUUCAUUCUUUCCUCUUCUAUUUGAGCAUUUUAGGUGCUGGGGAAUAUAGCAGUAAACAGAACGGAAAUUACUACCUUCAGGUAGUUUACACUUUAAUAGGAAGACAAGACAUUUAAAAAAAAAAAAAAACAAUAUGUCAGCAGGUGAUAAAUUCUGUGGAGAGAAAUAAUGUGGAGAAGAGAGCAUGCUUGGGAAGGUGGGAGUUGGCAGUUUUAAAACAGGGCACACUGAGGAGGCUGUGCAGAUACUUGAAAUGAAAAAAAUUCAGGAGAGAAGAGCAUUCCAGGCAAAGCAAACAGCAAGUGCAAAGGCCCUGUGGCAGAAGUGAGCUUGAAAUAUUCCAGAGGACAGAGUGUCAUAAUCAUGACCAAGGGAGAAAGUAGCAGAUGCAAUCAGAUGGCGCCAGGCUGCUGGAAUGUGUUGAGCGGAGGAGUGAUAGGAUCUCAUUUCUGUUUUGAAAGGGUCACACUCUCUCCGGCCUCUAUGGAGCACUGCCUACCUAGGAAGCAAGGGUGGGAGAGCAGCUGGGUAUUGCAGUGGCCCACAAGAGAAAUGACGAUGGCUUGGUCUAGGAUUGUAGCAAUGGAGUUGGAGAGAAGGCGUUGGAUUCCAGAUGGAACUCAAAGGCGGAGCGAGCUGGGUGUGCCAAAGCGGUACACAGGGAGAGAGAGGAGAGGCUGACUUACGGGUUGGUGACCUAAGCGACAGCGGGGCAGUUGGAGUUGCAGCUGUGUUCGGAAGGAAUCGGGUGGAGCAGGGUCGGGGGCAAGAGGGAGGAAUCAAACCUUAUAUUGCAACAAAGCACAUUUCGUUUUUUAUUUUUAUUUUUACCAUAUGCUGUAUAUUAGAAAUGCCUAUUUUAGCCCUCGCAUAGAAGCAGUUUCUAUGAGUAAACUUAGUUUCCCUUAAACUGAAGCUUGUACCUGCUUGUUUCAGAGUUGGUGAGCUAUUGGAAGGGAUGGGAUUGAGCUCUUACAAUGUGUAAGUCACAUUUACUGUGUUCAUGAUAUCCUCACUGACUAAGUAAAAAAAAAAUUCAACAUAUGAAAUAAAUUUCAGGGAGACACAGCAGGAGUCCCUCCAAAAUAUUAUUCAAUUAACACAACCAAAGGCAAAGCAGAAACAGACUAAGCGAUCCUGUGCACCUCUGGGGGUUUUAUCUUGGUAUCUUCCGGUUCUGUGUCUGCUCGGUGAUAGUCUCCGUCCUGGUGUGUUAGAGGUGAUCAGGCUUCUCAGUGCUGCCUUUCGGUGAAUCCAAUAUGAAAGUUUGGAGUCAGCUUCACUUGGGCAGAUGUAGUGCGGGCAGGAUAUAGGGACAGUUCAUUCUCCUUUGCAUGGCUGCCAGGAGGAACGGGCUUGUAAAAUGCCAAGAUUUGGGAUUGUGGGGGAAUCCUCAUUUGAAGGCCAUUUUCCUGAUAACUUGCUGAUGUGGUUGUGUCUCUGUUGGGAUUCUGGGCCUUCAGUUGUGGGACUAGGGACCACUGGUAAUAUUCUUGCCAAACUUGUCUGAAGUUAUAUUUUCCUCGUUUCUUUCUUUCUCAUCAGAAGGCUUGGAAGAAGAAGCCUGUUGUUAAAUUUAUAGGGCUGCUUGCUGACUUUGACUGCAUUUGAAUUUUAAGUGCUUGACAGUUAGGUUUUAGUGUCCAUGGGUUGGUUGCUGGUUGCACAGUUAAUUUCCAUUUGGAGAGAGGAGGUUUGGGUCUCUUGGCCCAAAAGCUGGGACAUAAUUUUGUCAAUUGCAGAUGCAUCUGAUUUUCUGGCAUAUUUUAUUGAUUUUCUGAUCCCUUUAAAUAGUGCAGGUAUUUUUCUAAAAGUUUACUGUGAGAAAUCUGGAUAGUUUUUUUGAAGCACAAAAUCACAGCUACUUCUAAUGUUACUUUAGUUCUUCUUCCUAUGAUAAAGCAGUUUAGGAACAGAACUUGUACUAGCUCAGAAAAGGAAGAGUUGAAAAAAAGUUCCUUUAGAAACAUAAAAUUUCAAGUUAAGGAUGCCUUAAGUGUCAUGUGCUCUGACUGAUGAUGUUUCUAAAAAAUCCUUCAUUUCCAAAAGCUUGACAGGUUUUCUAAUUUUAGUUGUUUAUACACAUAGUAAAUAAAGACCAUAGACAUUCAGAGCUUUGAUUUGUGGGGGUUACUUUAUGAUGAUAAAGGAGUUGCAAGGAUAAGUAGCUAGAGCAAAUUUUACUUCUCAAAGUACAGUUUUCUGUGAAGACCACAUCAAAUAGAUGAGGUUUGCAACCACAGGUCAUCAUAAAGCAAAGCUCUCCAGGUUCUGUCUCUUGAACUGGAUUAGGUUAUUAUAUUCCCUACAUUUUGGUUAGAGUUUCUAAUUUCUAUAUCCUUUGGGUUUGUGUUACCUUGGACAUAAAGGCUUUUAUAAAUAUUCCAAGGGGAAUUGUGAUGUUGAGUAUUAAGCCGUUUAAGCUAGUUUCCAAAAGCAGAGAUGUCUUUUUGCAUCUCUGUUCUCCAGAGCUCUUAGUCCCAGUUGACAGUGUUGUAGAAACCUCUGGACUUAAAUUUAGAGAACCAAGACGGGUUUGUGAGAUUUCGUUGGUUUUUGGCUUUCCUUCAUUUUCUAUCACUCCACGUCCUGCUUUGAUUGCUGGCAGGCCGUGAUGGUGAGGAGGUAGCCUCAUGUAGCCAGAGUAGCCAUAGAGCUACAAAAUCCUUUUUCUUUCAUUUUUUGCCUGAAUGGUAAGGGUGCCCUCUGAUGUGUGAGCGGAGCUAUCUCUGAGAAGUGUCCAUGGCUUUUAUCAGUGCUAGUUAAUAAUUUUGUUUAAAAGCUGAUCAACUUUAUCACCCUUGGGUGAAAUUGUAGCCUUUACAGAUUCUGUAUAUAGCUGUUAGGGCAUUGCAGAUUUGUCCAUGAAAAAGUGGUAGGUCCUUGAGGCCAGAGAACUGUUGGGAGGGGGGAUGCUGGAGUGUGUAAGCUGGUGAGAAGGUCAGAAUGGGGUACCUGAAGUUGUACUUUGUUAGGAGGUGAUCUUUGUUGGUGUUCUCCAAGGUACAGCAGGGGUGUGAGAGGCUGCGGGACAGUAACACACAAAGGCACUGAAGGCUUGACAGUCAAGGAUUAAAGGCCAGUGUUCCGGAAGGGCCAUCUGUUAGGACAGGCCUAGUUUUAGAGUGUCAGGGAGGGACAUGGUUAGGUCUUCGGGGAAUGAGGAGAAGCGGGUGGGGGGAGGAGACAGCAUCCAUGCCUGUGACACGCAGGGGAAGUGAAAGGGUCUGGUGGGAAGCAGUGCCUCAGGACAGCCCGAGCUUAAAUGGAAAAGGGAAUCCAUAGAGGAGUUGAGAACACAAGGCUUUUUGUUUGUGGGUUUGUCAUGUGGGUUCCAAAUGACAGUGCAGGAGUGUUUCAGGAACUAAAAAGGUGGGAAGGGGUCUCCGACCUCAGGUGCGGGCCUCAGCGUGAGGUUGGACGCUUCAGGUCGUCGGUGCUGUAACUGAUGCCGUAACUCCUGUGCAGGUAAUAGUCAUACCUGCCUCUCAGGGUUACUGUGAAGGAGGCAGAGGAGAGCCGAGUGGUGGGUCGCCUGAUACCUGGGCACAUUGUCCUGUCACUGAAAGUACAACAGCCACACUCGGGUCCUCCUGUUGUGAGGUGAAAGGUACCCAGACCACCUGUGAAGUAUCUUGCCUCCCCACCAAAAACGAACCUGCGUCUAGGUAGCCUAUAACUGUAAUCAGCAGUUUCCAGGAAUACAGGGCACACAGCAGGAUAAAUGAUGCUGGAAGGAUACAGUCAACCAAAUUCAUAAGAGAGUAUCUGUAAUGAAAGGGGAAAAGGAGGGGAGUGAUUAUAGAGUAAGAGGUCCAGUAGACACCCCAACGCUGCAGACCUCAUUUGGAUCCCGAUUACAUCAGACCAGUUGUAAAAAGAUGAGCUUUUUCUUUUUUUUUUAGACAGACAAAAUUAAAAAUGGAGUAGGUAUUAGAUGGUAGUAAGGAGUUUUUGAUUUAGUUGGAUAUGAUAGUUGUACUGUUCCAUUUUUUAAAAUUGAUCUCGCAGAGUAUGGACUGGAGUCCGUAUGGGUGAAAUGAGUAGGAUGUUAAAUGCUUUAGAAUGCUGCAUCCUUUUCCCUACCCCUGGAGAGAACUGGUAGACGAAACAAAAAUAGAGCCCUAACAAUUGCUAAAGCUGGGUAGUGGUGUGUAGGGAUUCAGUCUGCUGUUCUUUGUAUAAAAUUUUCUGUAAGAAAAAUGUUUUCUUUUUAAUGAGUUGAAGUAGAUGAAGUACUUAAAAUGGCUUGUCACAUGCGAGUACUGUGUUAUACAAGUGUUUAUCAUACUUGUUAUUAUUUUUAAGUAACUUUAAAUCACAGUUUAAUCACAUGGGCCAAACAGUAGGUCUUGUAAUACCUGCUGGUCCUGGCCUUAGUAGGUGUCAUUUGAAAUGCCCUCUUGAUCUAAAUUCACACUCUAUUAGUGGAUAAGAGAAGUUGUAUAUUGAACAAAUGCUGAUAGAGUUGUUCUGCCACAUGUAAUCCUUGUUUUAAAAUAUAAUGGCACCUUCUUAAUGCCUUAUCCUAACCCCCCUGUUUGGAUUGUGGUCUGCCUCCUUCCCGAUGGGCCCUGUACACCUGUUAGCUUUAUGUUAUUUUUCCUGUAACUCUUCCAACUACCUUACUUGCCUGUUAAAUUCACUUACGUGCAUUGUGUCUUCCACCUCCCAGCCUUGGCCUAUAAUGUAAACUCCGUAAGGGCAGGGAUUGUUACCUUCAGUUUCAUAUCCCAGCACCUACAGUGGUAUCUGAAACAUAGUAAGUUCUCAAUAAAUAUUGAAGUGAAUAACA